AUGACAACUUUAACCUCUUUUCUUUUCUCCCUCUUCCUCCUCCCCCUCCUCUCCUCCUCCGCCGUUUUCCUAUCAGAAAUGUUUCAAAACAACACACAAACCUUCUCGGUCUUCGACUUCCUAUCUAUGGCGCUGACCCUCCAGCUCACCUCCCCUAAUUUGCUUCUCAAUUUGUCACUAGCAGCCACCAUAUUCGCCCUUUCCGAUGCUGCCUUCCUCCGUUCUGGCCAACCGUCUUUUCUUUUGCUUCAAUUUCAUAUUUCCCCUCUAAGACUUCAUCCCCAAAACCUCUCUGCUCUUCUCCCCGACGCAACCAUCCCCACCUUGUUGUUAAACCACUCAUUGAUCGUCACUUCUCUGUAUGACGGCGUUGAUUUCACCAUAAACAAUAUUAAGAUCGAAGUUUCUCUAGUUUACGACGAUGGAUCGUCAAUGUUUAUAGACAGAAUUGAAGAAUUCUUUAAUUCUUCUUUCGUGAUGCAUCAAAAUUUGGCCCCGACUUCGACCCUUGGUUCAAUGGUUAGCGAUCUGUUGUGGAGUGACCCAUCUGGGUCUGGUGCUAGUUUUUUUUGCUCUGGCGAUGGCAAUCCCCAAUAUUACACAGUCGGAGACAGUAAAAGAUUGAGGAAGUUGUGGGGUGGAAGUGGAUGGGUAGAUGAGGAGUGA
Malania oleifera is the source of this 666-nucleotide messenger RNA. Its product is annotated as putative fasciclin-like arabinogalactan protein 20. NCBI's taxonomy places the organism in Eukaryota, Viridiplantae, Streptophyta, Magnoliopsida, Santalales, Ximeniaceae. The transcript is spliced from 2 exons. The record is from RefSeq and is a predicted model, not a curated record. Bases 1 to 666 code for a protein of 221 amino acids.